AUGCUGGCCAGCUCCUCGUCCAGCCAGAAGGGGUUUGCCACGUCCGGCCGGCCCUCGCAGAGCCUCGAGCGGUCCGACGUGCAGACCAUCGGCCGGACCAGCAUCGAUCGCGAGGGCACUGGGCUGCAGAUUCCCAAUGGCGGGGCUUCCAGGAACCUAUCGGCUUCGGCCGCCUCGUAUGCUCCGCGAGCCAGCAGCCUCAAUCCUGGCGCCGGCCCCGGCAGCUUCUCCUCCGAGCUGCGCAGCCAGAUGAUCCCCAUCCGCUCAGGCAGCCGGACCGACGCGGGGCCUGUCUACCCAAGCAGCUUCGUGGACAAGGUCGAGGAUGGCGAGAUUGCCGAGCAGAAUCUCUCAGCGUUGCGGGACAAGCUCAGCAGAGAAAUGAAGAUCAAGGAGGGCAGCGAAAACAUGCUCGAGGCUCUCAACCUCAAGAAGCCAAAGCAGACAAAGGAGCAGCGCCAGAGGGUCGAGGCCGAGCUGACCGCCAGCCAUUCGCGCAUCAAGGUGCUGAAGCAGCAGAUCUCGGAUGCCCAGGCCACCAGAGCGGCACCGCCCAGCACGCCUCCCAGGACCAGAGCCCAGCAAGAUGUUGCUCUCCAUCGCUCACCGCAUAGCGUCCGAUCGGGCCCCGGCUCAGACGUCGAAGAAUCUACCGAGAACCCAACAUUUACCCUUGCCGAGCUCCUCCAAGCGCUGGAAGUUGGGGGGAUGACGCCCGACUACUAUGUGACUCGGGCGAAUCUUCUGGUCGACCUGUUCAAGCGACAUCCCACCCUGAAAUACGACCUGGUGUGGUCGGUCUUUGGCCUCCGCAUGCAGAUGAUGCUCCUCAGCGAAAGCCGAGAGGUUGUCGCGGCUGGCUAUCGUGCGACCAGAUAUGCGAUUUCGGAUCGAAACUCUCUUAAGAAGAUUAGGAGCUUGAAUACCGACUUUCUAGUCAUACGGUCAUUGAACAACUAUCGAAAGGCAGAUGUCGAAAGAGAGCAGGCUCUCAAGUUUGUCCGAGCAUUUCUUGACGUUAAAGACGGAGUUAAAGAGAUCUCGCGUGCUGUUGUACGGACCAUUGUAGCCGUUGCCGAGUACGGUGAUGAUCGGUCUGGAUCAGCCCAGCCCAUUGAACAAAACACAGAUCGCCUACGGCCAAUCUGCAUCGAAACCUUGGCGGAGAUUAUGGUACGAGAUCCCCGUCUGAUCCUGGCGUCAGGUGGUCUUGGCCCGCUCUCUGAGGCUCUCUCCGAGGGAACUUACAAGGCCCCGGAGAGUCUGACGGCUGCCUUCCUCUAUCUCCUGGACACGCCGCAAAGACGAAAAUACAUCCAACCGGGGUAUGGUCUGGACGUGGUCUUCAACGCCUUUACAAGCCAGCUUGCUGGCAGCGAAGUCGUGCUGAAGCAGAACUGCAAAGCCAUUUCCGUUGCUAUGCGAUCAUGGUCUGGCCUCAUGACGCUCUGCAUGUACGACUUUCGGUCUAUUCGAUCUCUUAUCAUGAGUGUAUCUCUCCCCAGUCCUGCCGUCCGAGAAACGAUUUUGGACUUGCUCUUCUCACUCCUUCGCAUUAAACCCCCUGCCUGGGCCGUGUCCUUUUUGGCAGGACGGAGGCUGACUACCUACGGAAGGGUGAACAGCCUGAACUUGAAAGCUGAGAGUAAAGAUAGAGGGUAUCUAGAAGAAGAUAUGGGAGAGCAAAACUUUGUGGACCAUUACACGGCGCUCAUCUUGGCGGUUCUCAUCAGAUCCGGACUCAUCCAGACUCUGCUACAUGUUGCGCGCUCCGAGAAUGACACCAUGCUUAAGCGCAAGACGACGCUGUUGAUCGGCGAGGCGCUGAAGCUGGCGGCAAGGCUGCUUCCUCCCUCAUGGAGCGCAGAGAUACAACUCUUGCCGGAACUCUUUUCGGCGGCGGCCAAGUUUGGUGACCACCAGUCCUAUAUUGCGUCGGGCAUUGUGUACCAGAUGAGCAGCAUCAACCGCACAUUAUACCGGAGCGCGCCGGCCGACUCCUUGGCUGGCAUUCUACCAUCGAGUGAUAGCAUGAAUGAUCUGGCCCUCCUUGAUGAUCAACGCAAGGCGGGUUCUACGGUGGCAUUUGAUGAUGCCACAUUCCGACAGCUUCUCAUCGACACUGGCGUACUCAACAGCUCCAACUAUUCCAAAUGGAACUGGGAGAAUAUUAUCAAGGUUAUUGACGGUCCUCUGCAAGUCGGCAAGAGACUUGAAGAGGCCAUCAAGGCUUCCAAAUUCAUGAAGAGAAUCAUGAGCUUUUACAGACCGUUCAAGUACAAGUUUGCCGACGUCCGAAAUACACGAAACGCACAAAAGUACGUCAGGGCUGGAUGUGCUCUGGUGCACUCCCUGUUACAAUCGCCAGAGGGAGUCAGAUUCUUGGCAGAUAGCAAGCUGCUGAGGCAGAUUGCGGAAUGUCUGGCUCAGUGCGAUCCGACUAGUGGAUUAACCGCACAAUAUCCCAUGUUUUCUAAGGACAGGCUAACGGAUACCCUCUGCGCUGGUUACUUUCCGAUGCUUGGAGUGCUUACUGGCGAUCCAAAGGGGCUGGCCAUGCUGGAGAGGUGGCGCAUGUUCAACAUGAUGUACCAUAUUUACGAGCUGACCCAGCGCCCUGAUCUUGUCAAGCUUCUUCUCUCUAGUUUUGACUAUAGUCUUCAGGGCCACCACCGCAUCUUGCUUUCGAAAGCGCUGACGGCGGGUACGAAAGAGAUCCGAAUACACGCCACAAAUACACUUCGGAAAUGCACUCUUCGGAGGGUACCGUCCAUUGACGGCCGGGGCGAAGUGAGCGACUCGAAGUGGGCCAUCCAACUAUUAGUCACCCAGCUAUACGAUCCGGAGAUUGAGGUUUGCUCUACCGCGGUCAAGAUACUGGAGAAGGCCUGUAACAGAAAGGCUUACUUGGCGUACAUUGUCGAAUGUCGUCCGGCCCUGGAUCAUCUUGGCGAGAUUGGAGCACCUCUCUUGCUACGAUUCCUGUCCACAUCCAUUGGUUAUCACUACCUAGAUGGACUUGAUUAUAUCAGCAACGAAAUGGACGAUUGGUUUCUGGGAAGAAACGAUUCGUAUGUCGGCCUUAUCGAGGCUAGCUUGGCCAAGGCAUUCUUGACGGAUACGGACGAACAACAUCACCGCCUCAGCGUGUUUGAGGAACAUGAGGCGGAAACCGAUUAUCAUGACAGCCAUAUACCGCCCCAUUUCUACAGGGAGCUGACGAGAACCCAAGAGGGUUGCAGGCUGCUCAGUGACAAGGGCCAUUUUGACGAGUUUGCCAAUACAAUUCGUGAACAUGGCAUGCAAUCUGAGGACCCCGAGCUGAUUACAAAGGUCAAGGGCUGCCUCUGGGCUGUGGGCAACGUGGGAUCCAUGGAGCUUGGUGCCCCAUUCCUGGAGUCUACCGACAUGGUUGAGCAGAUUAUCAAAAUUGCAACACAACACGAGGUGAUGAGUCUGCGUGGAACGGCCUUUUUCGUGCUCGGUCUCAUUUCUCGAUCGACACAUGGUCUGGAAAUUCUGUCUGAACACGGAUGGGAAGCAAAUACUACGCUCAUGGGCACUUCUCUUGGUUUUUGUAUCCCGUUUAACCUGUCGGCGCUGUUUUCACUCUCGCCGUGGCAUCAUGAGACGGCUGCUUCUAUAACACUACCAGAGUCACAAUGCACUAUAAAGGAGCAGCCUCCACCUAGACCUGCUCGGCCACCGCUGGAGUUGUCGGAAAUGCCACCCCUUCUCAACGACAGUGCCAUUAGCGAGCGCAUACUAGAGCUUAUAGUAGACCUUGGGAACACUGUCCUAUACCGGAAAGCAGUCACCGAGCUGCAGAAAAUUAAAGCUCGCAAGCCAAUGGCUUUCCGCAGCGCAGAAUUCUUCAAGACGGUCAUGGGGCUGAUGGAGUGGAAUCACUACCGACUCGGCGUCCGUAGAAUGGUGAUUGACCUGUUUGAAAAGACUGUCAUGCGACAAAUCGUAUUUGAGGAAGAGGAGAGCGAUAGCAGCGAGGAGGAUGAGAGCAGUCAAGUGGAGGCGGAUGAUAGUCUUAGCUCUGGAGACGGAGACGACAGGGAUGAUAGGACGGAGAGGCAGAGGAGUAUAAGUGAGCCUGCUGAGCCGCCGCUGGAUUUGCUGCCGGCACCGUUGAGAGUACGACGGUGA
This is a messenger RNA of Trichoderma aggressivum f. europaeum, 4158 nucleotides long. RefSeq lists its product as uncharacterized. The transcript has 3 exons. Lineage: Eukaryota; Fungi; Ascomycota; Sordariomycetes; Hypocreales; Hypocreaceae. Gene Ontology annotation, cellular component: TORC2 complex. Gene Ontology annotation, biological process: TORC2 signaling. The record is from RefSeq and is a predicted model, not a curated record. Bases 1 to 4158 code for a protein of 1385 amino acids.